Owenia fusiformis is the source of this 3334-nucleotide messenger RNA. Lineage: Eukaryota; Metazoa; Annelida; Polychaeta; Sabellida; Oweniidae. The record is from the annotation of a GenBank genome assembly.
GAAAAGUAAAUGAUUGGUAUGUAUUAAUAAAUAUAUUUUCUGCUACCAAAGAGAGGCCAUCGGAUGAUUUAAUAUACACCUCUGUACUCAAUGUAGCAAAAUAAAUCAAAAAUCAGUUGGCAAUGAAGGAUAUUAUUUAAUAUAAUGAAACAUAAUAUGUAUUAUUUCUGAAGUAAUCACUGAUAGAAGAUGGGGGAUAAUUCAACUUCCGAAACAUCAUUUAAUUAUUACGAAGAUAUUCCGUCUAAGUCAAAUACUAAAGCAGUACAACACAAUGGAUCUGUAAAGGGAAAAUCUGAUACAAAGAAGACCAAUGAAGGCGAGAAAUGCGGUGUUAGCGUAAUUUCCAAAAGCAGUCAUGCAUCGAAACCUGUUAAGGAUCGAGAUGAGGACGGUCUCCUUCAUGCUGGAAGUCCCAUAAUGCUUAAUGCAGCUGUUGCCUCUGGUUUGGCAUCUAGCGAAUUGAAAACACCCAUUCGAACGGGAAAGAUAGACGUGGAACACGAUGGUUCAGUUCAUUUUAACUUUGCCCAUAUUGUAUCUGAAGACUCCCCUAGACUUUUUAGGAAAAACGUGGAUGGGACAAUUACUCAAGUUGGCAUUCCGGAGAGGGAUACAGAUAGCGUUGAUACAAACGCAAGCGCCGGAAACGUUGUCACAAAUGGAAUGAAAAAUUGUCAAAACUCUUUAAAAGAAUGUUGUAGUAAAAACAGUUCUUGGAUAAUUAAAAUAGUCCUAUUUAUACUCUUAUGUGUAUAUUCUGUCUAUUUUGUAUUUGCUAUCAUACAUAGUGUAGAUUCGGCCCGGGCUCUCAUAGUACUGACCAGCUUCGCUGUUUUCUUUAUCAUAUGGAACUUUGUUCGAGACCAUUUUGGGGACAGGAUAUUUGAUGCAGUUUGUGAACCCGCCGGGAAAGUAUUGAACAAGCAAUGGUUUUGGCUAAAAUGGGUCCUCGUGGUCGGUGUCUUUGUUGGUAUCGUAGUAUAUCUUGCAGUUGACGUUAUUAAGAACCCAAUGCAGUUGGCAUCUCUUGGAGGAGCGCUUGCUAUGCUCUGCUUCCUCUUUCUGACAUCAACAAAUCCAGAUAGGGUUCGAAUGCGUCCAGUUGCAUGGGGUCUGGGUAUACAGUUUGUUAUGGGUUCGGUGAUUCUCAGAUGGUCCUGGGCUUAUGAAGCAGUAGACUGGCUGUCGGACCAAAUCCAAGCAUUUCUGUCUUACGUCAUUGAUGCCAGUGAAGUUGUCUUCGGUGACCCCGGCUAUAUUGACCAUCCCUUCAUAUUUUUGAUGAUGCCUAUGUUGAUCUAUUUCGCUGCUGUGAUGGCCAUCCUCUAUUACAUUGGCGUCAUCCAGGUCGUGGUGUUAAAGCUAGGAUGGCUUUUCCAAAGGACUUUGGGAACCACAGCGGUCGAGAGUUUGAACUCAUCGGCUAAUAUAUUCCUGAAUGGUAUGGAUACCAUGUUGAUGUUGCGGCCAUACUUAGUGAAACUGACAAUGUCCGAAUUGCAGGCGUUGAUGGUCGGCAAUCACACUACAGUAGCUGGUUUCGCAUUUGCUCUCUUCAUACUUCUUGGAGCGCCUGGGAGACAUUUGCUAACAGCAGCGGUGAUGUCGGCCCCUGCUGGGAUGGCAGUAGCCAAGCUUAACUACCCAGAGACGGAAGAAUCACAAACUGGAGAUGACAUAACGUUGGAGGAUUCACCAGAGCGAAAUAUCGUCGAGGCAGCUACCAACGGUGCUAAGGUUGCAGGGCAAACGGUGGCUGCAGUUGUUGUUAACUUUGUGGCAGUGUUAGCUAUUCUUGCUUUCUUCAAUGCUACUUUAAAAUGGUUGGGAGAGAGAGUUGGUCAGGAUAACUGGAGCUUUCAGUUUUUCUGCUCAUAUUUAUUCCUGCCAGUCUCCUUGUGUAUGGGGGUCGAGUGGAAGGAUGCCAGAAACGUUGCCUCGUUAGUAGGCCUGAAACUAUUCACCAGUGAAUUCCUGGCUUAUGGGGAAAUGGGAGAAAUGAUAGACAGAGGAGAAUUAUCUCAACGUUCGGUGGCAAUUACAACGUACGCCUUGUGUGGAUUCUCUGGUCUAACGACAUUUGCAAUCAGUGUUGGAGUGUGGACCGCCAUAGAGCCCCGAAGACUGCAUGAUGUAGUCGCAAUGAUGCCCAGGACCAUGUUAAAUGCCAACUUUGCCUGCUUUCUCACUGCUUGCUACGCUGGUUUACUUUACAAUGAGGAUGUUGCCGGUGGUGGUGGGGGUAACAAUAGCACAAUAACCACCCCACCCCCAGAUUUCACUUGGCCUCCCUGGUUACCACCCAUAGAUGAGAUUAUAGGAUGUAUAAUAGACCCUGACAAUUGCCUAGAUUCAGACACUAGAUUGGCUGCAGGACAAUUCAGUAAUGGAACCUUGAAUGGAACCUUCUUCGGGCCUACUCCUACAGUACCAAUGAGUGCUGUAUAUAGUUAAUAUAAAACCUAGAACAAUUGUCAAUGAGUGCUACAACAAUUUAUCAUUAGACCUCUCUUACAGUACCAAAUGAGUGUUAUAAAAAGUUAACAUUAGACCUUUCCUACAGCACUAUUUAAUCUGUAUACAGUUAACAUUAGACCUUCUUAUACUGUUUCAAUAUAAGUGUUGUAGUAUAAAUUGGUGGCAUGACUAUUUUAGUAAUGUAUAAACGCUAUGUUUGAACACUGCCAUCAAAAUUAGAAUAAACGCAACGGCUGCGUUGAAUAUGAACGUUGUUAGAGGUCAACACUUUACGGGUCAUGUGAGGUCAAUGUGUCAUUUAUUGGUCCACUAAAAUAUGGAAUGAGAUUAUAUGUUAAGGGGAGUUCAAGGUCAGUUCAAGGUUGAUACAACGGCGCAUUGGACCUCCUUGUUUCUGGAUUUGAGUUAGAAUGUCAAUCGGAAGCAUAUGAAUCUAAAAAAAUCAAAGUCACGUGGAUGAGCUUUGCAUCUUUAUGUCACCAGAAAUGAUUAAGUUGUGACGUUUUAUGUUUUUAUGAUAACGGUUGUGCGUUCGAUAUCGUUGUCUGUAACGAAUUAAACGCAUGGUUACAAUUUGUUAUUGGUGAUAUUCCAUAACAUAAAUUCAUUUUAUUCAUAAAGACUUGAAGUGUUUUUAUAGAUAACAAUGACACUUCCCCUGCAGUACAUGGACUUAAUAUAUAGUAUUGUAUAUAAUUGUAAAAAUGUACUCGUCAAAUCAGUAUUUGUAACAACCUCUUGUUGUACUUAGAAAUUGUACCAAGCAACACUUUAUAAUAUUAUAUUUAAUUAGUAAUUUAAUAUUUAGAUACGCAAUAAUGUGCUUACGAUUAAAAAUAAAUUAUUGUAGUAA